GCCCCAUAACGGAUAAGAUUUCUCCUCCAAAAAUCUUAACUCUAAUCCUUCCCCCACCAACCAUUUAGGCAUCUCAAAAUGCUUAAACCAACUAGGGGAGCAAACCCAAUGGAAGCUUGUUCAAUUCCUAGAACCUCACCACUACCGCCCCUAAUUUCAUCAAUCCCAACCAAACAUUUCCUUCCAUUUUCACUCCCAAAAUCAAAGCCACAUCAAUCAUCAACUUCCUUAUCCCACUUCACCCUUUCAGCAACUCCAAGAGGCUUCGGCUAUGGCACCUCCCAAAAGAAACCCAAAAGGUCCAAAAAGAAGCCUAGAAAAGGCUCCUUCGAGGACGAUGAUGAAGACAAGGAAGAAGAGGUGGAGGAAGAUGAAGAGGAAGGGGUGAUUCCGGAGAUUGUGACGAAUAGGAUGAUGAGCAGAAUGGGUUUAUCAGUGGGCAUCCCUCUAUUCAUAGGGCUGUUGUUCUUCCCAUUCUUUUACUACCUCAAAGUUGGGCUAAAGAUCGAUGUGCCCACUUGGAUACCCUUCAUCGUCUCGUUUAUCUUCUUCGGCACUGCCCUCUUAGGUGUCAGCUAUGGGAUAGUGUCCUCCAGUUGGGACCCUAUGAGGGAGGGCUCACUAUUGGGUUGGAAUGAAGCUCAGAAGAAUUGGCCCGUUUUCUGGCAAUCCAUCUGGGGUGGCUCCAAAAAGAAUUAACAACAUCUAUCUAUCCAACCUUCAUUUCAACAUUUUGGUUUUCAUUUGGUUCUAAUUUUUGCAUUUACUCUAUGUAUUAUGCUGUUGAGGCAGAGACACCACUAUUAAACUUCUGCGAGUAAUUUAUGAUAUGCAAAUAACAAAAUUAUCUUGUCUA
This is a messenger RNA of Ipomoea nil (Japanese morning glory), 856 nucleotides long. RefSeq names its product protein PAM68, chloroplastic. The transcript has a single exon. Bases 79 to 699 code for a protein of 206 amino acids. NCBI's taxonomy places the organism in Eukaryota, Viridiplantae, Streptophyta, Magnoliopsida, Solanales, Convolvulaceae. The record is from RefSeq and is a predicted model, not a curated record.